GAGACGAAGGACAUCAUAUUACGCGCCUUCUCUCCGCACGUGUCCAUCUUGGCCUCAGAAGAUACAGAAGAGUUGAUCCGGCACAAAGGCAUUCAUGGCGGGCUGCUGGAAUUGCUUCGUCCUUUUGGCAAUCAUGUGCCAGGAAAAGUCACGAUACGGGAUAGUACGGGGGCGAGUCGAUCAUGGGAGGACUUUGCCAUCCGCUUCGUGGGUGUGAAGGACGGUCUUGAGAAUCCCCGCGCCUCGACGCCCAACGAUCGAACCAGUGAUGUUCCACAGGUGGAAGAGCUGGUCGAACGGCAUCUCACCUUCUCGGAAGAACAAUCCGGGCCGUUCCAACAACCAGACUAUCUCAACUUCAAGGAAGCCUCGGCCAAUACAACCUCCCCCACGGACCCAUCGCCCUUCUACCUGCUCUACCUGCGCCGACUCCUGUCUGGCCUCCCUCUUGUGCCCAGCGAAACCCUAUCCCAUCCCAUCGCCUCCAUCAUAGCCAUCUCCUCCCGCUCUCAAAGUCCCAUCGAGGACUUGCGCACCCUCUACGCCUCCUCCAACACCGGCUCGCACCGCCUUCCUCACUGGGUGCAUAACGAGUUCCUUCGCUACUACGUCCUCAUCCACGACGAGGACUACGAUGACAUGAACAAAAGCAUGCAGCUGUACGAGCAGAUGAAGCGGCAUUUCGGCUUGCACUGUCACCUCCUCCGGUUGAGGACCGUGCCGGCUGUCAGUGACAGCGUGGACGAGGUCGUGCGAUUAGGGACGGGGAUGGAAUGGAUGGCUGCAGCAGAAGAAUUGGCCGAGAUCACCCGACUGGAGAAUCUCGAAGAAGAGGAUGACGCCAAUCCGAACGAUGAUCGGGGUGAAGAAACCCACACAGUCCUGCAGCCUUACGUUUUCGAAACGGACGCCACAAACAUCCGCGCCUUUGUCCGCGAAAUGGUAACGCAAUCUCUGAUCCCGAGCAUGGAACGAGCCUCCGCAACAUGGAACGACUCCGUUGCUUCUCGACGCCGCGGCCUCAGUGGUCGCUUCAUGUCGCUUUCCAAGCGCUUCACCACCUUUGGCGGCUCCGGAUCAUAUACCAAUCGCACGUCAUCCGUGCCUUCACUGACUUCCGGCAGCACGGGCAAUUACGACAGCUUGCAAGGCUUCUAUCGACCCGAUGCGCCCGAAGCGACAAUGAGACGGCUGGCAGAUUACUCGAUGAUGCUCCGCGACUGGAAGCUCGCGCAAAGCACCUUUGAAAUUCUCGGACAAGACUUCAAGACCGACAAGGCGUGGCGGUAUUAUGCGGCGGCGAAUGAAAUGGCUGCUGUGGCGACGCUCAUGGCUGGCGGUGGUGCGAAAGAACCCAAGAUACGAGUGGACGCGGUCGAUCAGCUGCUCGAAACUGCCUACUACUCUUACAUCACGCGUGCAAGUGCGCCGUACUACGCGCUGCGGACUUUGCUGCUCGCCGUCGAACUGCUCAAAUUAAGAGGCGGAGGCGUGGGAUUGGAAGCAGCGGCGAAGUGGGCGGAGAAGAUUCUUGACGAUCGACUUACUGGACCGGUAGGCGCCGUGCUGGUCAUGGAGCGCAUUGCGUCCUGCUACUCGGAGCGGAAGAAUGCUCUGACAGCCGAGAAAAGCGGGGAGAAGCAGCGCAAAGCAGCCUUCUGGAACGUCAUGGCCUGCGACGCAUGGCUGCGUCUUGAGAAAGGCACGCGAGCUGAAAGCUGCCUCGAGCAAGCAACGAAAUUAUAC
This is a messenger RNA of Neohortaea acidophila, 1746 nucleotides long. RefSeq names its product ER-golgi trafficking TRAPP I complex 85 kDa subunit-domain-containing protein. Gene Ontology annotation, cellular component: cytoplasmic vesicle; phagophore assembly site; TRAPPIII protein complex. The annotation marks the transcript as partial. The transcript is spliced from 2 exons. Gene Ontology annotation, biological process: protein localization to phagophore assembly site; endoplasmic reticulum to Golgi vesicle-mediated transport. The record is from RefSeq and is a predicted model, not a curated record. NCBI's taxonomy places the organism in Eukaryota, Fungi, Ascomycota, Dothideomycetes, Mycosphaerellales, Teratosphaeriaceae.